UAUCUGUAGCCUAACCUAAGGUUUCCUCCAGCCGCUCACUGCCCUAACGCCCUAAGUCGCAAACAGCCCACAGAAUUGCUAUGCUCCUCCGACUGCCCACAGAGUCGCAAACCGUAGACCGCCGGAAACAAGCCGCUUCUACCGCCCACUCUCCUCUCCGGAAACACGCCUCUGCCGUCGCUGACUGAUUUUCGGAAACAAGUCGCUGCCACCGCCCACUCUCCUGUCCAGAAACUAUUUCUCUGAUUCACUGAUUUCCGGCGGUUCCGGAAUCCGUGUUCGCGACGCUGACUCCUGGCAUCCGCGCGGCGGCAGUGACUAUUUCUCCGCGGAAGCUUCUUAGCCAUCCAGGACAAACAGAUGGAAGCACUUGUUGAGAAGCUUUGCAAUAGAUUUAAUGGAGUUACAGAUGUUAGGCAAUGGGAAUAUAUUUCAUAUUGCCUCUCUCAGUUAACAUUCAAUGAGAAGAGCAUAAGAAAGCUGAUAGAGUCAUUUAAGACAUAUGAACAUGCCUUAUCUCAGGACACUGUGAUGCAUUGAAUAUGAAGCCCAGUUUUCUAAGCCAGAACUCAAGUCAUGCAUUGAAGAGUUUGAAGAAAGAUAAAAAAAAUUCCAUAUGAACAGGAAGAGCAAGAAGUUACUGCAACGAAUGCUCAAGACCAUCAACAAAAAAUGGCAAGCCUUAUGGUGAGCAAGAAAGAGGUAGAGGAAAGCAGUGAAUAUGAAGUUACUGAAGGAACAACCGAAAUCACACAUUCUCAGAAAAGAUUUCCCGAGUCAAAAACACAUUCUCAUGCUUCUAGCGAGGUGACAGAUUCAGAAUUGGAUGAGGAUGAAGUUCAAUCAACAAGAGGUAGUACCUGGACAAGUCUAUGUUGGUUGCCGAAUUUCUGGGGUGAGUAUGGCUUUUGGACAGCAUUAUUGGCACUGCUUAUUUGCCUUUUCUUCUUCUUUCCCGGUUUGAUUUAUCCACAAGGAACAACAAAGGAAGGAUUUAGGAACAUUUUGGAUGAGUUUUGGAAGCAAAGAAAUCUAAGGUUGGAAAGGACCAUCGGAGCAAUUAAGGAAACAAAAAGCAAAAUUGGAAGGCACAUCACGGUCAUGCACAUGGUCGUGAGGCUGCCCGAGACUGAAUUACGAGAUUCUGGGUUCGCGACCUGCUCAUGGCCGUGACUCGUGAGGCAGGCCGUGAGCGGUUUGAGCAGUUUUAUUUAAGUUGCGAUUUUUCUGCACUUUUGGGGAUUUCGAGCCCUAGUUUAGUUUAGCUUAUUUUUCCUUCUCCCUAUAGUUUUCCCUAGCAUAGUUUAGCCUAGAUUUACAUACUUUGAUUUACUUUCAAGCUUGAAAUCGUGGAUUUGAGUUGGAUUUACUCUUUAAUUGUUAGUAAAGUUUUCUUUCUGCUUAUUGCUUUUA
Ipomoea triloba (trilobed morning glory) is the source of this 1413-nucleotide messenger RNA. RefSeq lists its product as uncharacterized. The record is from RefSeq and is a predicted model, not a curated record. Bases 673 to 1173 code for a protein of 166 amino acids. The transcript is spliced from 6 exons. NCBI's taxonomy places the organism in Eukaryota, Viridiplantae, Streptophyta, Magnoliopsida, Solanales, Convolvulaceae.